AUGUCUACUACCGCAGAUAAAUUGAGAGCUCAAUUCCCCGAUGUGAAUUAUCUGAAGUUAACUGCAGCCUCAGAGAAGCCUGAAUAUCGGUAUCCUGGAUUUCGACCAGGCAAGGAGAUACUCCCAAAGGGUCAUGUCAGAGACAGUGGCCACCGGGCUUUCCACACGGACGUCAUUUUCGAGCGUGAUGUGGGCGUACUCAUGAGAGACGGCAUCACUAUUUAUACCGAUAUCUUUCGACCUGUUGAUUCAGACACGACUAAGAUCCCAGCAAUUCUGCCUUGGAGCCCCUAUGGGAAAACUGGCAGCGGUGUAUACCGUUAUGAGGAUCAAGGACCCUUCAGCUGUGGCGUUCCCAAAGGAGCCACGACUGGCUAUGAAAAGUUCGAGGCGCCAGAUCCAGCGGAAUGGUGCCCACGAGGAUAUGCAAUCGUCAACAUAGACGCUCGGGGAGCUGGUAUGUCGGAGGGCAAUACUGUGUGGUGGGGUCAACAGGAAGCAGAAGAUAUAUAUGACACAAUUGAAUGGCUGUCGCACCAGUCUUGGUGCAAUGGUUCAGUUGUCAUGGCCGGAAACUCGUGGCUUGCAAUCGCUCAAAUAAACUUUGCUUCCCGAUUGAGCCACCCAGCAUUGAAAGCCAUUGCGCCGUUCGAAGGCAUCAACGACCCUUAUCGCGAUGGCAUGGUUCGGGGUGGUAUUUUGUCGAAAGGGUGGAUAGCUUUCCAUCAAACCAUAAACGCUGGAUUUGCUGGGCCAGGCUGUGCAGAAGACAUAGGAGGUGCGGUGCUCAAACGCCCUCUUUACGACGACUACUGGCGUAGCAAAAACAUCAAUACAGCAAAUAUCGAUAUACCUUUAUAUGCUACAGCAUCGUACUCUGCCACUGGGUUUCAUCUCGAUGGCUCGAUCAAAACUUGGAGGAAUGCUAAGAGUAAGAACAAAUGGCUGAGAAUACACUCCCACCAGGAAUGGUACGACUUGUAUCGGCCAGCAGUCACGGAAGAUCUGCAGAAAUUCUUCGAUCGAUAUAGCAAGAACAUCGACAAUGGAUGGGAGCAAACGCCACCAAUAAGAUUAUCUCUCCUUGGAAUGGAUGGCAGUCCGGCACUCACGAUCAUAGAUCGGCCAGAGAAAGAUUAUCCGUUGGCCAGGCAAACACUCGUCAAGUACUACCUUGACGCUUCAAAUCGGAGUCUAAGCCUUGAUGUACCUUCAUCAAUCUCGGAGACAUCGCAUGAGGCUCAUAGUCUGACAGCCGCAUCGAGCUUUAUCCUACGUUUCUCAGAGCAUACGGAACUCGCUGGCUAUCCAAAGGUUACCCUCUGGAUGUCUUGUGCUGAGAAGGACGAUCUUGAUGUUGGUGUGGUAGUCCGCAAACUUGACUCUAUGGGUGAGCCGAUGACUUCGCUCAACUAUCCCUGUCCCGUUCCCCAUCACGAAGUGACUACUACGAUGAUAUCAAAGUCAUAUGGUUCCGAGGGAUUUCUCCGUGCCUCACAUACCAUUUCCAGGGAUGAUUCGCUUUCGAGUCUCGACGGACAGGAGAUCUUCUAUCACCAUGAUCGCCGUGAACCGGUUCCUCCAGGAACAAAAGUUCGUUUGGAAUUCACAAUUCGACCAAUAGGUAUGGUAUUUGAGAAGGGUGAGGGCCUACUAUUGAGCGUUGCAGGCCAUUCUCAAGCAUUGCUUUCGUUUGUUGGUCUUGAGCCAAAAGAGCCGACAGACGAUAAUGUUGGUCUGCAUACUAUUUAUACUGGGGGAGAGUACGAUUCAAACCUGAUAAUUCCUGUGGUAUAG
This is a messenger RNA of Exophiala bonariae, 1797 nucleotides long. RefSeq lists its product as uncharacterized. Gene Ontology annotation, molecular function: dipeptidyl-peptidase activity. The transcript is spliced from 2 exons. Bases 1 to 1797 code for a protein of 598 amino acids. NCBI's taxonomy places the organism in Eukaryota, Fungi, Ascomycota, Eurotiomycetes, Chaetothyriales, Herpotrichiellaceae. The record is from RefSeq and is a predicted model, not a curated record.